Messenger RNA from Limanda limanda (common dab), 1415 nucleotides. RefSeq names its product serine protease 23-like. Gene Ontology annotation, molecular function: serine-type endopeptidase activity. Lineage: Eukaryota; Metazoa; Chordata; Actinopteri; Pleuronectiformes; Pleuronectidae. The record is from RefSeq and is a predicted model, not a curated record. Gene Ontology annotation, biological process: proteolysis. The transcript has a single exon. The coding region runs from base 1 to 1392 and encodes 463 amino acids.
AUGGGCUUCCUAUACGGUCAGUUUCUGCUGCUCUGCGCGGCCGCCCUCAUAGUAUCUGGAGCGUUUGCCAAAGAUGGAGGCAGCGAGGCCGACAGGUGGCCCAGGCAGGGCCUCCCGGUGCUGCUGGACACGCACACACAGCUGUUAAACACCCUGUCGUUCAGAGGGCAGGAGGAGGAUGGGGAGAAAGCAAGUGCAAAGACACUCUGUGGGAUUGAGUGUCAAGAAAAGUUACCACCAGUUGACCAGACGGAGCAAGAGAGGAUUCUGGGAUACGAGACAAUGUAUGAGAACGGUACACGCACGCAUACCGAUAUCAGCUUGCAAGGUUUUGACAACACUACUGCAGGUAUGCCAGCCCACUCAGAGAUCCACACAAGAAGGAAACGACAGGUUUACGGAACAGACGGGCGUUUCGUGAUCUCCGACUCACAUUUUAUCACCAACUACCCAUUCUCCACCGCUGUUCGUCUCUCCACCGGAUGCUCUGGAGUCUUGGUGUCCCCACAGCACGUGCUGACAGCGGCACACUGCAUCCACGACGGCGCCGGCUACCUGGAGAGUGCCAAGAGGCUCAGAGUAGGAGUGCUGCAGCUCAAAGCCAAAAGAAGAAGAGGAGGGAGGAGGAGAGGGGGGCGACAGAGGGAUGGGAGGAGAGGAGAGGAGAAGACGAUGGAGGAGGGUGAGGAGCAUAACAGUUUAGAUGGAGAUGUGGCAAGAGGCAGAAAUGGGAGACGCAGAGGAAGAAGGGUGGAAGGUCACUUGGAAGCUGGGGCUGGAAAUAUUGAAAGAGUAGGAAAACGAAAAGGCCCCAGCCGCGUCGGACGCAGCGUCGAAUCCAGAAAGCAACCCGUCUUCCGUUGGACUCGAGUCAAACAAACCCAAAUCCCUCAAGGAUGGAUCCACGGCAAGGACUCCACCAACUCCGCCUCUUCUGACUACGACUACGCUCUUCUGGAGCUAAAACGACAAGUCAAGCAGAAGCCCAUGGCCCUCGGUGUGGCUCCAUCCACUACUCCGCUGGCACGGAUCCACUUCUCAGGCUACGACGCAGACAAAAGCCUGCUGGACGGGCAAGGGGACGAGAAGGUGGUUUACCGUUUUUGCUCAGUGACAAAGGAGUCCGACAACCUGAUGUACCAGCGGUGCGACGCACAGCCCGGGGCGACAGGCGCUGGCGUUUAUGUUCGUCUGAGGCAGGAGGCGGGAGAUGAAGGCGGGAAAGGGAAGUGGCAGAGGAGGGUGAUCGGGGUGUUCUCGGGCCAUCGGUGGGUGGAGGUGGAGGGAGGUGAGCUGAGGGACUUUAACGUUGCCGUGAGGAUCACUCCGGCCAAAUACGCCCAGAUCUGCCACUGGAUCCACGGAGACCCAAGUCUCUGUAAAGAGGUCUGAACUUCCAGAGCAAUGGAUCUCCA